AAAUGAAAGGCGCCAAAAUCUCGCAAAUCUCCCGCGUGUUUCCAUACCAAACCUCUUCUUUUAACUCUCCGCCCCGCCAUUAUCCUCUUCUCCUUUCUCCACCUCCCAACCAAAAAUGUUCCACCCCCACAUCUCCCCCGCCACACCCGGCGGCUCCACCUCCACCUCCUCCUCCUUCGACUUCAACAACAAACCCUCCAAAAAAAACCGCGGCAGUUACAAUUGCGGCCGCUGUGGCCUCCCCAAGAAGGGCCACUCCUGCCACCUCCCUCCGCCUCCCUCCGCCACUCCUACUUCCACCGACUCCUCUAUCUCCGCCUCCGCUUCUACAUCCCGUCCUCUCCCUGCGCCACGUCAGCAGUAUUCUCACUUACGUAGAGCGUUAUCGUUUGACGACGUUGAUAUCAGAUGCGAUUCUCCUCUUCCUUAUCAUGAUAAGACUGAAGUGGAUGAAUCUGAGUUAGAUCUGUUUGGUUCUAGUUCAGUUAAGUUGCCGUUUACUUGUGUGUGGGAGGUUCUUAGGAGGCUGCCGCCGGCUGGAUUGCUGAAGGCGGCUAGGGUUUGUAAGGGGUGGAGAGAAACUACGAGACGGCUGUGGAGAGCGACUGAGGAGCUUAGGUUAAGAGUUCCGGUGAAAGCUCAGCUUGGUUUUGUUGGAUCUGUGUUGCAGAAAUGUCCUGGACUUGUUAGAUUGACUCUGAAAAUGGAAAGUGAUGUGGAUGCGACAAUGUUGGCUUGUAUUGCGUUCUCUUGCCCUGGUUUGGAGUCCAUGGAGAUAUCUAUUUCUGGUUCUGCUGUCAAUCGAAUCACUGGUGAUGAAUUGAGUCGUUUUGUUGCUGAUAAACGUUGCCUGACAAGCCUCAAGAUGGAAGGGUGUUCUAAUCUAGGGGGUUUUGUACUCUGUUCAUCGAGUCUGUGUACACUUUGGCUUUCAGAUCUUCAUUCUUUGUCUAAGACGGUCUUCAACUGUCCCAAUUUGAAGGAAGUUUCCCUUGAUUUUUCCCGCCAACAAAAUGAUAGCACUGAUCUUUCCGUGAUGCUUGAUAUUUUGGGACGAAGUUGUUCUAAAUUACAAAAUAUACACGUUGCAUCAGUUCAGCUCUCUCACGUUGCUGUGCUUGCUCUUACAGCUUCAAACUUAAGGGGGCUGCGGAUGCUUUCUCUUGUUCUUGGAACAGAAAUCACAGAUGCCUCUGUUGCUGCCAUCACUUCAAGCUAUUCAAAAUUAGAAUUGCUCGACCUAAGUGGGUCUAGCAUCAGUGAUAGUGGAAUUGGUAUGAUCUGCAAUGCUUUUCCUGGAACAUUGUCAAGACUCCUCCUUGCUCUUUGUCCGAACAUAACUUCAAGUGGAAUUCAAUUUGCCACUGCACAAUUGCCUCUUCUUGAACUAAUGGAUUGUGGAAUGAGCAUAUGCGACCCAGGUUCUCAUGACCCAAGCUAUGCUGAAACUGAAGAUGAUGAGUUGCAGUCAGCAUAUAAUAACAAAUUACACCUUAUAUACCAGAAGCUCAUUAUAAAACAUGGCCGGUUGAAGAAACUAAGUUUAUGGGGCUGUUCUGGCUUAGAUGCUAUUUGCUUAAAUUGUCCAGAACUCGGCGAUCUUAAUCUAAACUCUUGUAAAAAUUUGCAUCCGGAGAGGUUACUGCUUCAGUGCCCCAGUUUAGAAAGAGUGCAUGCCUCAGGGUGUCACAAAUGGUUAAUCCGGGCCAUACAAAGCCAGGUAAACAAUUCGGGUGCUAUGGAAAGCCAUUUCCCCAGUAAGCGUUUGGCUGAUGGCUCAAAGAGGAUUCGAGUCCCUCAUUUUAUGUAUCAGCAGCAAUUUGAUGAUGAUAAGAAGAGAAGGAAGAUAGAAUAUCGUCCCUGCAAUGUGCUUGUGGACUGACGAAUAUGCACAUUAGAGGUCAUUCUUACUGUAUACAAGCUGCACUCUUGCGCGAGUUGUCGUUGUCUGUUGCCCUCUGUUACCAAGAGAAUACGCCUCAAUUGUUGAAAAUAGCAGUUGAUGUGAACUGGUGGGCACUGUAGAAUUUCAUAUACCUCAAAAGAUAUAAUAUUUUUUUAGUUUUAAAGAGGAAACAACGCUCUAAAAGGAUAACUUUUAGAGUGGUUGCUGCCAUUUAAAUAGCAGAAUAAAAGUUCUAAUGUAUUCUUAUUCAAGCUGUAAUUCAUUCUGUAUCAAACCCGCAGCUUUAAGUUGCACCUUUCAUGUAAAGAAUUGAGUCCCUAUAAUUAUUAUCAAGUGGGAAGCUGUAAUGUUAAUUUCAAAGAUUAUGAUGUCA
Molecule: messenger RNA, 2279 nt
Organism: Mercurialis annua (annual mercury)
Lineage: Eukaryota; Viridiplantae; Streptophyta; Magnoliopsida; Malpighiales; Euphorbiaceae
Product: F-box/LRR-repeat protein 17
Exons: 11
Coding region: 116-1882 (588 amino acids)
Molecular function (GO): protein binding
Source: RefSeq, a predicted model, not a curated record